CAUGGCUAAGCUAAGCUAAGCUGGAAUCAACUAGCUAACUCACUAAUCGGUUACCUAGCAACUCGCUCAUUCUUUGGUUACCUAGCAACAAGCUGUUGAACACAUGCAGCAGCAGUUUCUGGUUCCCACAAACUGAGGAUCAAACCUGAAGUUUCUGCCAGCAGUUUGGUUUUUUCAGAUGUUUAAAACAAAACACCGAUCAAUAGUUAUCAAUAUCAACUGAUACGAAACGCUGAUAGAAGUUUUUCUGCCAUAUUGUCCAGCCCUGCCUGGACCCACUGCGAUGUUUCACCUGCUGCACUGAAGGAAGUGACGCAAUCAUCCGGAAAGGAAAUACAUCUCCAAGGAAAACACACGCCACACUUGUCAGUUUUUCAGUGGACAACCAGUGUGGCGCUAACACUGUGGAAGUUGAAGGGGUGUGAAUACUUUCCCGCGCAGCGCAGAGUCUAUUUAAGGAGCUGCAGCGCCACGCCUCCCUGCUGGAUCCGCUCCUCCAGCUCCGCUAGCUGCGCUGCUGCACAGCGGCUUCACCAUCCAGGACGGGCGGAUCGGAACCAGCAGCAGCAGCGACCGGACCCGAACCGGGACCCAGAGAGGCAGAGGGAGGGGGGAGAAUGUGACAACUGCUGGAGGCUGCACCGCCUUUAGGGAGGCCUCGGCUCUUGCACCUGUCCCUCUCCGUCUCCGCGACCAGGCGCAGUUCGGGCAGAGCGACGCUCCUUUCUUACCGGGGCGGCGCUCACACACACACGGACAGCCGGAGGGAGGCGCGCACACCGCCGCAGACACCGGCCAGGCAGCAGGCAGGCAGGCAGGCAGCAUGACUUCAGCCUACAACCUGGAUUUUCUGCCCGAUAUGAUGGUGGAGAGCCGCCUGCUCGUCCCUGGAGACAGAAUCAACGGCACGGCCGGGAAGAUGAACGGGGCGCUGGAGCAUUCGGACCAGCCGGACCCGGACGCCAUCAAGAUGUUUGUGGGUCAGAUCCCGCGCUCCUGGUCGGAGAAGGAGCUGAAGGAGCUGUUUGAGCCGUACGGCGCCGUUUACCAGAUCAACAUCCUCCGGGACCGCAGCCAGAACCCUCCACAGAGCAAAGGCUGCUGUUUUGUCACGUUUUACACAAGGAAAGCUGCCCUUGAAGCCCAGAAUGCACUGCAUAACAUAAAGACCUUAACAGGGAUGCAUCACCCUAUUCAGAUGAAACCUGCAGACAGUGAGAAAUCUAAUGCUGUUGAAGACAGGAAGCUGUUCAUCGGCAUGGUGUCGAAGAAGUGCAACGAGAACGACAUCCGGGUCAUGUUCUCCGCGUUCGGCCAGAUCGAGGAGUGCCGGAUCCUCCGGGGGCCCGACGGGCUCAGCAGAGGUUGUGCGUUUGUCACGUUUUCCACCAGAGCCAUGGCACAGAAUGCAAUCAAAGCCAUGCACCAGUCUCAGACCAUGGAGGGCUGCUCGUCUCCCAUCGUGGUGAAGUUCGCCGACACGCAGAAGGACAAGGAGCAGCGGCGUCUGCAGCAGCAGCUGGCGCAGCAGAUGCAGCAGCUCAACAGCGCAACCACCUGGGGGAGCCUGACGGGCCUGGGCGGCCUCACCCCGCAGUACCUGGCUGUAAGAGCCGCCGCCGCCGCGUCGCCCGCCUCCAUCAUCACCUCCUCCUCCUCCGUCUCACCCUGCAGCCACGUGGCCAGCGCAGCCACACUGCUGCAGCAGGCCGCCUCCUCCGGCAACCUGGGAGCCUUCAGCGGGAUCCAGCAGAUGGCCGGUAUGAGCGCUCUGCAGUUGCAGAACUUGGCCACUUUAGCGGCAGCGGCGGCGGCGGCCCAAAACUCAGCCAGCCCCUCCACCGCAAACCCCCUGUCCUCCAGCGCCGCCUCCCUGGGAGCGUUGGCCAGCCCAGCAGCAGGCACAACGGCCAGCUCCAACGCCAGUGCCAUGAACUCUCUGACCUCUCUGGGUACCCUGCAGGGCCUGGCAGGCGCGACUGUUGGCCUGAACAACAUUAAUGCACUAGCAGGUAGCAUCAACAGUAUGGCGGCUCUAAACGGAGGCCUGGGCGGCGCAGGGCUCACCAACGGCACGGCAGGCACCAUGGACGCGCUGACGCAGGCCUACUCAGGGAUCCAGCAGUACGCCGCCGCAGCGCUGCCCACCCUCUACAGCCAGUCCCUGCUGCAGCAGCAGGGGGCCGCCGGCAGCCAGAAGGAGGGGCCUGAAGGUGCCAACCUCUUCAUCUACCACCUGCCCCAGGAGUUCGGAGACCAGGACUUGCUGCAGAUGUUCAUGCCUUUCGGAAACGUGGUCUCCGCCAAAGUCUUCAUCGACAAACAGACAAACCUUAGCAAGUGCUUUGGCUUCGUCAGCUACGACAAUCCGGUGUCGGCACAGGCAGCCAUUCAGGCCAUGAACGGCUUCCAGAUCGGCAUGAAGCGGCUGAAGGUGCAGCUGAAGCGCUCCAAGAACGACAGCAAACCUUACUGAUCUUAGCACUAGCUCUGUCCGCUCCCCCAGUUAGCACUGCUAGGGUAAGUCUCCCUCCCCCCAUUUAAAAAAGAGCAAAAGUGAUGGUUACAAAAGUUCAUUGAAAAUAAAGCGAGCCAUGGCCUGUAGGGGGCCUGGGGGGGUCGGGGUGAGCAGAGGGGUUGUGGGAGGUAGGGGGAGAUGACCUUCAACCACCUGAGGGAGACGCACUUUUCUUUCUUGGUUCUGUUUGAAGAUUUCUAUGUAAGCCUUCAACUAUUAUUAUUUAUUACAGCUUUUGACACACAUGAACACUUCCAUUUCUGCCAUUACUUUGUGCAAUCUAUUUUUCUUUCUCUUUACAAUGGAAGACAGUUGUUUUUUUUUAAAGAAUAGCUUCUUUAAACUUUAAUUUUAUUCUUUUGCGUUGAUUAUUUAUACAUUUUUAAAGACUAGUUUGAGUGGAAAGUCGAGACAAAGGAGCCGUUAUUCUUUAGUUUUCUGUUUUGAACUCGAAGGCUGUGAUGGGCUCAUUUUUCAAAAUUUUCUCUCUUUUUUUUUUACGCGCUCGCCAAUAUGCACAUUCGCCCUUUGACCUCCACGGUGUUGGUUGCAGGCCGCCGCUGCUUCUCAGAAAAACCCCUUGAUGCCUGCUGGCAACCCGGGAGCAAAGGCUGCAAAACAUUCGUGGCCUCUUAACUGUAAAGUUACACUCUUACCACCACAAGAAGACAAAAAAAAAAUACACAAAAUCCAGCUGAACAUGAUCAUUUAUGUACAAAUACAGUUUUUCUUAUUUCACAGAAGUUUAAAACAAAUGUUCUUACUUUUCUGGGUCGGAUCACAUUGGUCUUUUAUGUGAAAAGAUUAUAACAGCAUGUAGAUUUGAGAAAAAAAACAACUAAAUCCAGAAUUUGUGGAAGGAAAUAAUAGUAGUAAAAAAAUAAGUUUAUGGGUUAAAGGGGCGGGUAUCUGAAAAUACUUGAGGUUUGUUGACAGAUUUAAAAAAAUAAAUAAUUCAAAGUACAGUAAAGCCACAGGCCUGUAAAUUUUAUUUGUAAAAAAGCAGUUCUAUUUUUAUACAACAUUUUUACUGCCUCAGAUGAAGAAAAAAUGAUUUUAUUUAUUGCCUAUCGUUAAGUUAUUGGACUCCGAUAAAGUAAACGGCAUCGCUCAACUCGACCCUGUGGAGAAACCUGCUGGAUGUCCCCGCUGUCUUUCCGUUUUUAACCCCUGUCACGCCAGUGUUUGGUGACUUCUUGUGCAGAAUCCAUCAGCCCCUCUCAACCCGCCGUCUCUGUGACCGUCAUCCAUCUUUACGUUCUUCUCCAUUUGUUUUAAACGUUUAAUUUUUACGUGUUUUUGUCCGUCUGUCCCCCCCUCCCGCCUGUAAAAUUACAAAUAAAUUGCUAAAAUAAAGUAAAGCCUCGCUCCCCAAACGACACCAUCCAUCUGGGACGUGAUGGAUACGGCUUUGGGUGUGAAUGUUGCUCGUGAAUAUAGAUCUAUAACAUUAACGUCAGUUUUCCAGUGUAAAGAAAUGUAAAGCUAAUGCUAAACCUGCAGUGUGUUGUGUUGCUGUUUACCGGUUGGUUUGUUUGUUUGUUGUUGUUUUCCUUUGGUUUCUUUAAGAUGAUGCUGUUGUGGUGUGCUGCUCUGGCUCUCUGUGUGUAACUCUCUCCUCUCCCGUUUUUUCUUUCCCCCUUUUAGAACAACCCAUCUCCAUGCCUGUUAGUUCAUCGUUUGCCUAGCAUGUCUUCGUGGCGUCCAAAAAAAACAAACAAAAAAAACUUUAAACAAAAAAAACAAACAAAAAAAGCGUCCUCCUCCUCCUCUUCCUCCUCCUCCCCGUCAUUGUUUCUCUGAUGUCUUUUCCGAGCUCACCUGAUCAUAACCUGGUUCUCCUCCACCGCUGCCUACUGAUCUUUUCAGCUUUUAGCUUUUUGGACUUUUAGAUAUCAGUUUUAUGUUUUUGUGUUUCUUUUUCUUUUUGCAUGUUGACCUCAUUUGGAUUUUAGGGAGGCGUGGGUAAGAAAAUGAACUAAUGUGAAUUCAUAUGAAAUUUAACUAAAAAGACUGAGAUUUUUAUUGAACAAAUGUUCGUUUUGAGGUAAAAAAAA
This is a messenger RNA of Poecilia reticulata (guppy), 4575 nucleotides long. The record is from RefSeq and is a predicted model, not a curated record. Lineage: Eukaryota; Metazoa; Chordata; Actinopteri; Cyprinodontiformes; Poeciliidae.